AGCUCCCCACCUUUGACUCUUUAUCUACAUGAACUUAUCUCACACAACCUCGGUUCAGAUAAAGACAAAUCACCUCAAGUUAUACCCAAACACUACUUAACUCUUCGAAACAAAGACACUAUGACUACUGAUACCCCAGGACUCUCACCAGAUCAGCUGGAAACCUUCAAUCGCGAUGGCUACCUCAUUCUACCUGGUGCCCUCUCCAGCUCAACUGUCAAAUCUCUACUCGACGAAACUCACAGUCUUCUCGAGAAUUUCUCCCUAGAUGAUCACCCUCUCACACGUUUCUCAACCGGCGAGAAACGUGACCAUGUUGGUGACGACUACUUCCUGACUUCAGGCGACAAGAUGCGGUUCUUCUUCGAGGAAGACGCCUUUGAUGAUGAUGGAAAACUCACCAAACCCAAGGCUCGUGCUGUCAACAAAAUCGGGCAUUAUUUGCACGCUCUAUCCCCUCCGUUUGCUCGUCUUCUGGACCACGAUACGAGCAAGGUCAGCCCACCUGCUGUGGCACGUAGCCUUGGCUUCAAAGACCCUCGGUGUCUGCAGAGCAUGGUUAUCUGCAAGCAACCAGAAAUAGGAGGCGCUGUCCCUCCGCACCAAGAUAGCACUUUCUUGUACACCAACCCGCCAUCGGCUGUUGGUUUCUGGUACGCACUUGAGGAUGCCACGCUCGAGAAUGGUUGUCUAAGUUUCCUGCCCGGUUCACAUCUCUGGGCACCCGUUGAGAAAAGACUCGUUCGCAAGGUAGGCAAUGUUGGUACAGAGAUGGUGGAUAAUGACGGUCCAAGGUUCCCUGCAGCAGCAGGCGAUGGACAAGCAGCGCCAGACGGACCACAUGAGUAUGUCCCUGGAGAAGUCAAGGCUGGCGAUCUAGUACUCAUUCACGGCAACCUCUUACAUAAGAGCGAGAGGAAUACCAGUCAGAAGGGACGAAUUAUUUACACUUUCCAUAUCAUUGAAGGACAAGAUAGGGACUAUGAUGAUAAGAAUUGGCUUCAACCACCAAACGAGGGGUUCACCAAGUUGUAUGCUUAAAUGAGUACAAUAAUCUCUAAAUAACAUAUACUAUUGCAACGCUCAUCAGAGCCCUUUUUCCGUCCACAA
Fusarium verticillioides 7600 is the source of this 1110-nucleotide messenger RNA. RefSeq lists its product as hypothetical. The record is from RefSeq and is a predicted model, not a curated record. The transcript is spliced from 2 exons. Bases 121 to 1041 code for a protein of 306 amino acids. Lineage: Eukaryota; Fungi; Ascomycota; Sordariomycetes; Hypocreales; Nectriaceae.